AUGUCAAACAAAGCAGCAUGGAUCCCAGAAGCAAAGGGCCAGCUCCAGGUCAAGGAAGCUCCCAUGCCAAAGGCAGGCAAGGGCGAGGUUGUUAUUAAGAACCACGCCGUUGCCGUUAACCCCGUAGAUUGGAAAAUCCAGGACUACGGCAUCUUCCUGCAAAAGUAUCCCAACGUCUGUGGUACUGACGUCGCUGGUGAGGUGCACGAAGUUGGCGAGGGCGUUACACACGUUACCAAGGGCGACCGGGUGCUAGGACACGCGUUCUCACUCGUGACUAACGACCCCGCGCACGGUGGAUUUCAGCUCUACACUGCUUGCAACGCGCUCGUCGUAUCGAAGAUUCCAUCGCACAUGACGUUCGCCGAGGCCUCGGUGCUACCUCUUGCCGUCUCCACUGCCGCCGCAUGCCUCUUCAAGAAGGAGACCCUCGCGUUACCCUUGCCAUCCUCCAACCCCUCUUCUACGGGCAAAUCAGUGUUGGUAUGGGGCGGCUCGAGCAGCGUUGGAGCGACUGCAAUUCAGCUAGCCGCGGGUGCCGGUGUAAAGGUCGUCAGCGUAGCGAGCAAGCACAACCUAGAGAAGCUCAAAGGCCUGGGCGCAACAGCAGCCUUUGACUACAAGGACCCCAAGGUCGCCCACGACAUCAUCGCUGCUCUCGAAGGCACGGAAUUUGCGGGUGUUUGUGACGCCAUUGGUACACCGGAUGCUGCGGCUGCCUGGGCACCAGUAUACGAGAAGCUCGGUGGACGUUAUGGCUCUGUGCUGCCUGAUGCAGAGGGCCUUCCAAAAGGUAUCGAGGGCACAAGCGUCUUCGGUCCAAGUGUAGCGCUGGCGGACAAGUACGUCGGUGACGUUGUCUGGGCUCGGUGGGUGCCAGAGGCGCUGGAAAGGGGUACACUAAAAGCUGUCCCAGAACCACUGGUAGUUGGAAAGGGACUCGACGCUGUGGCGGAGGGCUACAAGAAGCAGAAGGAGGGUGUCAGCUUUCGCAAGGUUGUGAUUGAGUUGUGA
This is a messenger RNA of Alternaria ethzedia, 1014 nucleotides long. RefSeq lists its product as uncharacterized. The transcript is spliced from 4 exons. The record is from RefSeq and is a predicted model, not a curated record. Gene Ontology annotation, molecular function: oxidoreductase activity, acting on NAD(P)H. Lineage: Eukaryota; Fungi; Ascomycota; Dothideomycetes; Pleosporales; Pleosporaceae. The coding region runs from base 1 to 1014 and encodes 337 amino acids.